Messenger RNA from Botrytis cinerea B05.10, 1494 nucleotides. RefSeq lists its product as hypothetical. Gene Ontology annotation, molecular function: inositol phosphoceramide synthase regulator activity. The transcript is spliced from 2 exons. Gene Ontology annotation, biological process: inositol phosphoceramide metabolic process. Bases 115 to 1080 code for a protein of 321 amino acids. The record is from RefSeq and is a predicted model, not a curated record. Gene Ontology annotation, cellular component: inositol phosphoceramide synthase complex; Golgi membrane. Lineage: Eukaryota; Fungi; Ascomycota; Leotiomycetes; Helotiales; Sclerotiniaceae.
GUUAUCAAUCAAGAACGACUUUCUAUCUUUUCUUUUGGCGCAUUGUUGGAUUUUUUUACUUCUCGUCGCAACUUAUUGACGAGUCAAAUUCCUAUACACCUUAACAAUUUCAUAAUGGUCUCCUUACCGCGAUGGGUGCGGGUUCCUCGCCCCAGAACUUUCCUAUAUCUCAUGACUUUACGCACCGGAACAGAGAUGAUUUCAUUAUCCAUGAUCUUCAAUAAAGUUACUGGUUUUUACGGUCUUCUCGCAGUGCUUGCCGGCUUGAAAUUGUCGCCUUUACAACUUUCAAUGUACAUAUAUUCCGUCGCAGCUCUCGCACUUAUCGCGUUCCUUAUGCCUCACAUCCGCAAACAAACACCGUUUCAGUGCUUAGCCCUCGCAUGGUUUUACUUGUUCGACACGAUCAUCAACACCGCCUUCACCACAGCGUUCGCAGUAACAUGGCUCCUAGCCGUAAGCGCCGAUCAAUCUAAUAAGGGCAUUCCAAGCGCCGCUCCAGGAGGUAGCACGAUCGAUGAGACGGCAGGCUUUACGAGCCCGAAAUUCAAUGUCAGCGCAGUCAACGUUGUUGCCUCGCCAGCUUCGGGUGCUGGACAAGAUGCGGUAGCAUACGGAACUGCAGCUGGAGCAACCCUUGAGCAGAGUGUUGGAAUCGAGGAAAGCGUUCCUAGUAUCAUCGUCGUUGGAAUUCUCACAUUGAUUCGAAUCUACUUUAUCCUGGUAGUGAUGGCAUAUGCACGACAAGUUUUAAGGCAGAACAUGUACUCUGCUUCUUCAACAAAAUUGCAUCUUAACACCGAUGGUAGCACCGACGCCCGCGCGGAAAAUCCCUUUGCGAUAGACUCGCCACAAGGGCAAGGUUGGAAGGGCAAGCUUGGUAGACUUAUGGUGAAGGUUGGAGAAGGAUAUUGGCUUGGUGGCCAAGUAGAUGAAGCAUGGGCCAAAGGUUUAGAUGGGCGAUUCAAGACUCAAAGAACAUUCAAUGGACCUCCAGGUACCAUAGAAAGAGAACGAAGAGCGAGAAGUGGAACAGGACCACCCGUUCCUGCCAAGGGUCUCGGUAUUGGGAAGUUGUAAGACUAUAUACAAUGUGACGGCGGCCGUUUGGGCAGUGAGAAAUAGAUAUGAUAGAUGGAUAUCUAUUAUGUUGGUACGAUGAUGUAAGCUGUAUAGGAAAGCAAUGGUGUAGACCGGAGGACGUCAUUGGCAUGCCAUUCUGUGAUACAUUUCAGAAGAGCUUGAUGAUCAGUCUUUCGUAACCUCAAAGCUGGAAGAGGUUUUCAUAGUACACAUGGCGUUCUUUGGGUACAUUGGUAGGGUGUGCUUGCAAGCAGUCGAACUGCCUUUUUUUUUGAUGGAUUCUCGAAUUGCUUAUAGUCAUGGAAUAGGAAAUCAUUGAUGACGGCAAUUACUAUUAUAUAAUGAUUUAGGAAUUAAUGCAAACUGAUAAUUGCAACCUGUGAAAACAUCUCGUGUUCGGGUUCCAGUCCA